UUGGCUUAUCGCGGCCUGUUAGUGAAAAGAGUGCAGCUCCCGAUUCCUACCUAGGUGAUGUUUAUGUAUCCAGAUCCACGGCGAUGGUACUGCGCUCUCGUCUGAUGCGGCUGAUUCCGACAUUUCGCCUUGCAAGAGAAUAUUUGAGUUGGAGCCCACACACAGAACCUGUAACAUGGAGAGUUCACGGCACGUGGGAGCCAUCACCGUGGUCAAUCUGAGCGACGUCUUCAACCAAACGCUGGUUGACAAGAUUAAUGCAGUGCCUGGUUUGAAGACCAGUACAGCUUUCCUGACCUUUCUUCGCGCCAACCUCGUCCUGCAGCACUCAGCAAUGUCCUCAAAUGUGUCAACGCCCAUGCUAGGGCCACAGACCCUCCCGCCUGUCCCGUCAUCUCCCCUGGCAACCCACCCACCGCAAGGGGUUCUAGACGACGACGACAUUCCCCCGCUAUCCCUCGAAAUCCUGACGGCCCGCGCCGACAAAGCCGCCGCCCUCCGGCUGGUAGCCGACAGCAUCGCCCAGCAGCGCCAACAAGCCGCGUUCCACCUCGUCUUCCACCCGCUCCCGCUCGCCGCCCUCAUCGCCGCCCUGGCUGCCAUCUACCGCUACACCUGGGCGCAAAACACCCGCCACGACCUCGGCACGGCCCUGAUGCUGGCCAGCAGCGCCUGCAUGACCUACCUCCUCGCCAUCCGCUACGUCACCUCGGGCUACCUGCGCGCGGCCGAGGAGCUUUCUUGGGGUUUCAUCACGAACCCGUCCAAUGGGGAAGAGGAUCUCGUUCUCGGCACGCGGUACGGCGCCGACAUCAUCGGCGCGCUCGUGCUCCGGCUGGAACCGUCCGAGGACAACCUCAGGCCCAACUCCAACGGCAGCGGCGGUAGCAAUAGAAGUCGAAAGUCGCACAGCAGACAAAACAGCUUGAAGGGGAGGAAGACGGGGGGGACGGGCGUGAUUCGGGCGUGGACGACCAGGCUGCGGUAUCGUGGGCGCGGGCUGGGCGGGGACAUGCUCCGCGAAGCGGUGCGCGUGACGCGCGAGCGCUGCGGGCGGGACGCCGAGGUCGGAUUCGCGCGGGAGCACGCCAACAGCACCAUGGUGCUGCCCGAGAUGUUCAACAGGCCAUUCCGGAAGGGGGAGAUACGGGCUUCCAGGGCGCUGGAGAAGGUGCUGGCGGAGUGGGACGGUAGGAGGAGGUGAGAUGAAGUUAUGCGUGUAUGUGGUGAGAGAGUGAGAUAGAGAGAGAGAGAGAGAGAGAGAGAGAGCGCGAGCGAGCGCGCUGGGUUGGGUUGGGCCUGUCAGGUGGACGAGACUGUCUUCUUGGUUGGGAAUGUGUCGGGGUGCCUGGAGAGCUGAGGGACUUUCCAUGCUGCCAUCUGGUUCUGAUAUACGGCUCUCACUGGUACUGGCAUCUUGGUCUUUUACGGCGUUACUCAGGGACUGUGGGA
This is a messenger RNA of Parathielavia appendiculata, 1452 nucleotides long. RefSeq lists its product as uncharacterized. Lineage: Eukaryota; Fungi; Ascomycota; Sordariomycetes; Sordariales; Chaetomiaceae. The transcript is spliced from 3 exons. The record is from RefSeq and is a predicted model, not a curated record. Bases 176 to 1204 code for a protein of 342 amino acids.